AUGUGUCCCCGUAAGCCCUAUUGCAAAAAAUUUAUAUACAAACCGUAUUUAGAACGUAUUAAAUAUUUGGUGAGAUUACCGAAUCACAAGAAAAUAAAUGAGCUUGCACUUAUUGGCACUCAUUCGUCAUUCUCGUACGAUGUUAAUGACGAAAAAUCAAAAACUCAAGAUAUGAAUAUCCAGCAGCAAUUGAAGUAUGGAGUUCGUGUUUUUGACAUCGGCAUACGCUCAAAAUCUAAUUCAUUCGAAAUCUAUUCAAACGAUGUUGCUACAAAUAUUAAUUUUGAGGAUGCACUGCUUUAUAUUGAUAAUUUUCUCGACAAUAAUCCUGGUGAAUUUAUAAUUUUGUUUAUACGCCAAGUUUAUCUCUUAAGGUAUGAAAUUACCCAACAGAAUUGUCACAUUCUUAAUUUUUACAAAAGGAAUUUUGUGAGUGGACGGCGUUUAGUAAAAAAUUGGCAGCUAACUGAUACUAUUGGACAGCAUCGUGGGAAAAUUCUAUUAGCUAGUUUGGAUUACUCAUUUUACGAUUGUACUUUAAUCCUUCGCCGUAAGUGUCUUCUUCAAAAUGAUGAUGUCAUUUACGAAAAUAAAAAACUGCUUCACAAUUUAACAGCUAAAUGGAUCUCCGUAUACAAAACAAUACAAGCUAGUUAUAGUGAGAACUAUGAAUGUUAUAUUAAUGACAUAAGUUUUUGGGACGGCAUCAAUAGUCCUCGUAUUAUUGCGAGAGACGGCGAUUAUAAAGAAGAUAAAAAUCGAUGUCCAAUACCACUCAAUUACAUGAUGGCUCAAUUUUUUGAAAAUCCACAUUUCAAAUUAACUAUCGUUAUGGCCGACUUUCCUCCUCAAGAACUAAUUGAUAAAGUAAACGACGGCAAUUUUCCAAAUUCAUCUUGGCGAUCUGGGUGGGAAUAA
This is a messenger RNA of Microplitis demolitor, 918 nucleotides long. Its product is annotated as Phosphatidylinositol-specific phospholipase C, X domain-containing protein-1. Gene Ontology annotation, biological process: lipid metabolic process. Gene Ontology annotation, molecular function: phosphoric diester hydrolase activity. The transcript has a single exon. NCBI's taxonomy places the organism in Eukaryota, Metazoa, Arthropoda, Insecta, Hymenoptera, Braconidae. The coding region runs from base 1 to 918 and encodes 305 amino acids. The record is from RefSeq and is a predicted model, not a curated record.